Messenger RNA from Xenopus tropicalis (tropical clawed frog), 2157 nucleotides. RefSeq lists its product as uncharacterized. The record is from RefSeq and is a predicted model, not a curated record. The transcript has 8 exons. NCBI's taxonomy places the organism in Eukaryota, Metazoa, Chordata, Amphibia, Anura, Pipidae. Bases 475 to 1098 code for a protein of 207 amino acids. Gene Ontology annotation, cellular component: membrane.
AAGAACACCACCAAGAUUAACAUCAAUCUGACCAUAACUGCUCCCGAGACCACCACCCCUUCAAAACUCUCUGUGAAACCAGGAGACCUUCAGGCUUCAGGUGAGUAGCGAUGUGUCUCUGUCCUGGCCCUUGGGAGUAGCUCUGUCUCUGUGUCCCAACCUGUGAGCCCCCAGCCUUUGGGUCAGUAGCUCUGCCUUUGUGUCCCACCCUGUGAGACCUCAAGCCUUUGGGUCAGUAGCUCUCUCUCUAUGCCCCAACCUGGGCACCCAAUGACCCAGAGAGAACUCCAGACUUUGGGUCAGUAGAUCUGUCUCUUUCUCCUAACCUGGCAUCCUGGUAGACCAAGCAAGGGGGCUACACCCCUCUCCCCUCAUUGGUACAUUUCUUUCUUUGCAGGAUUAUUGGGGAGAUUUGUUGCCCUGUGUCUCGCUGUUGUUUCCCUCGGGCAUCUCCUAAUCAAUCUGCUGCCCUGGAUGGAUGCAAAAAGCCUGGAAAGUCGAUGCUGUUGCCCUUGUCUCAGUAACGGGAUCAGUGGAACUAUUCCCAGAAUCCAGCAGAGUCUCCGUACUGCCCUCGGUUACACUGGCUUGUUAUUCCUGAUGGGUCAGAUUAUCAGCAUCACCCUAUGGUUAUACUACGGGUAUAAGAGUGUCUUCGACUGGACUCUCCUGGGCGCUGUGGCCCUCAACACUGGGAUUUGCAUAAUGGGGAUCUGCUCAGGAGCCAUUACACCCCCGUGCCCAAAGGCAGUGUGCCCCCUAUCUGACAUGUUACAGAAGAUCGAGUGGCUCAGUGUAGCCUAUACGUCUAUCAGCAAGUUCAUAAUGUUGGGAUAUUCCAUCUCCUUGUUGGUGCUGUACUGCUUGAGAUCCGACAAUGGGAAAGUGGAAAACUGGAUUCUUAUUCUCAUCAUCAUCAUCAUUUUGGGCCUUUUAAUUGAUGUUGUGACUUGUGUGUGCAUAUACAGAGGGUGCCGGCAGGAUCCUUCCCCCGCGGUGACUAAAGCAGAAGGUGAGAUCCUUCCAGAAAUGGAGCAACUCAAUCCUCCCGGAGCAAUGGAUGGGGGGCCUGUGGGCAUCGUGGCAGUACUGUGCUGAGCCCCCCCCCCAGGUCCGACUCCUUCAUUUCCCCUGUGUUUCCCAGUAGAAUAAAUAUGAGACUGUUACAGAGACACCCCCGGUGCCUUAGAGAGUGGGGGGGAUCCCGUUCCCCUAAUUAGUGGGAAGGUGACUGGGGCAUUGGCACACUGUUAGUUGUAGCUCUUAUUCGCCUGCCAGUGCCCAGUUACCCACCCACGCAGACUGUAAGCUCCUCCCCCUCUUAAAUUCUGUAUAUUGAAGUCUGCACUUCCUGCCUGUUUGGUGCUGCUGCUUCCUCCGUGCCUUAUACAUAAAGCAAACUGAGCCUGGAUGCCCCAACUAUACAGCUGGAAUUGCACCCUCUCGCACCCAGUGGCAUCAUAAUAGUUCUGCCCCAAUGGCACUUGCACCGGGGUAAUUCUGCCUUCCUGGAACCCUGGGGCCCGAGCUUUGAUGUGCAGAAAAAUGGAAAAUGUCCAUCCCAAGCCCCGUUCAUUGCACUCGUAUUCAGGAAGAGGGUGUAUUUCCCCUUUAAAUGUUCUACAGAGACAUAACGGGGCCUGCCUGGACGUAUGAGACAUUCCGCACAUAUGGAAUUUUUAUAUUUCUUUGUUGGAUCUUUUUUUCCAGGUCCCAGUUAGCUGAUUAAUUGCACUGAUUCUGUUUGCUUUGAAUCCAUUUUUCUGCCUUUGCCUCCUUCCCAAUGCCCAGACAGACAUACAGGGUUACAUAGUGACCCCCGCAGCAGUAAAUUCCUGGGACAGGAAUAUACUAUAAUAUAAUAUAUUAUAAAUCCCGGAUAAAAGUGUAAGACACUAGUGUUCAUUCAGCAGUAUGUCUGUCUGGGCUCUGGGGGGCGCUCGUGCCACAUAAAGAAAUGCAGCGUCGGGGGCUCCAGCCCAGCUCUCUCCUGGGGCCCCGGUAGCAAAGUGCCAGCAUUUAUAUGUGAGAAGCCGUUUGUGUAGCUCAUUAGGAACAAAAUGGGUAAAAAUGCAUAAAUUCGGCUUUAUUUGUGUUCCUCUUGUGUACAUAUUUAAUAUUGUGUUCCUAUUGUGUAUAUAUUUAAUAUUGUGUUCC